Molecule: messenger RNA, 1670 nt
Organism: Nasonia vitripennis (jewel wasp)
Lineage: Eukaryota; Metazoa; Arthropoda; Insecta; Hymenoptera; Pteromalidae
Gene: Urod
Product: uroporphyrinogen decarboxylase
Exons: 7
Coding region: 197-1507 (436 amino acids)
Biological process (GO): heme biosynthetic process
Cellular component (GO): cytosol
Molecular function (GO): uroporphyrinogen decarboxylase activity
Source: RefSeq, a predicted model, not a curated record
GGUUCUUACGAAAAGUGUUGUGGAAAUGUUCAAAGUGUACGAAAUUGUGUUUGGAAGUAUAGAGGCAGUGAAAUGUUUUAUGCAUAAUAGACCAAUUAAAAACAGACGUAAUUAUGAAAAAUCCGAACAUCACAAACACGAUAAUAUAUUCUGACCGAUAUAAAGCCGAUCUUUACAUAAGUGUAAAUAACCGAAGAUGCGCAGCAACAACAAACACGACCAGGAAAACGGCCGAUUAUUUACCAAACAGCUUUUCCUCGCGCUUAACUCGUCGAAAAAGAAAAGGCAAAUUGAAAUUUCUCACUUCUUAUAUGAAACGAAGAAAAUUCCUCUCGUCAUAAGUGCAGUGCAAAAAGUUCGCGCUGAAAGUCUCGAGCAACUUUUCUCCGACCUUUGCUCUCGUUCGUUUGACAAGAUCUCGCAUCAAGAGUAUACCAUGACGGAGCACAAUUUUCCACCUCUACAAAAUGACAGGAUACUCAGAGCAGCCAGAGGUGAGCCAGUUGACAAAGUGCCUGUAUGGAUAAUGAGACAGGCUGGCAGGUAUCUGCCAGAAUUUAGGGAGCUCCGCACCAAGCAUGAUUUCUUCAGCAUAUGUCAGACUCCAGCACUGGCCUGCGAAAUCACACUACAACCCAUCAAGAGGUUUCCCCUGGAUGCCAGCAUCAUCUUUUCAGAUAUUCUUGUAAUUCCUCAAGCUAUGGGUCUUGUGGUAGAAAUGAGGCCUGGUGUUGGACCUGUUCUGCCAGAGCCAUUGGCUGAUCCAACGCACAUUUCUAGAUUGAAAAUGCCUGACGUGGACAAGGAUUUGGGAUAUGUUGGCGAGGCAAUUACGCUGACUAGACACAGCUUGGAAGGAAAAGUUCCUCUUAUUGGAUUUACAGGAGCCCCUUGGACACUUAUGGGAUACAUGAUCCAAGGUGGAGGAAGCUCUACAAUGGCACAAGCUAGGAUUUGGCUUUAUAAGUAUCCAGAAGAAUCUCACAAAUUAUUGCAGAUGAUUACGGAUGUUAUUGUUGAUUAUUUGGUUAUGCAAGUCAAAGCUGGUGCUCAGUUACUACAAGUGUUUGAGAGCCAUGGAGAUUUCCUAAAUACUGAACUGUUCAAAGAGUAUUCUCUCAAGUAUUUUAAGCAAAUAAGUCAGAAAGUAAAAGCCAAACUAGACAGUCUUAACAUUCCUAAAGUGCCAAUGAUUGCAUUUCCCAAAGGGGCUACUCUUGAUUCGAUAGAAAUCUUUGCCAAGGAAGCGGGUUACGACGUUAUCGGCUUGGAUUGGACUGUUGACCCUGUUGAAGCCAGACAGAGGGUAGGACCAAACAUUACUCUCCAAGGAAACAUGGAUCCAACUGCCUUAUACUCAACCACGGAAAAAGUACGUCAGAGAGCUGAAAAUAUGGUGCGUCUAUUCGGUAAAGAUCGUUACAUCGCUAACCUAGGUCAUGGAAUAUUACCAGAUGCACCAAUUCCCUCAGUUGAAGCAUUCAUCGAAGGCAUCCAUUCUGUGUGAAAGAGCUGAACUGUGAUUUUGUUAUUAUUUUAUCUGUUGAAGUAUGAAGUUUAUGAAACGUCGAUUUUUUAUACAAAAAUUUGUCUGAAGAACAUAAUGAAUAAUAUGAGAAGAAUAAAGUUUGGGUAUAUUAAGUAAAUUUAAAACGAUAAAGAAAUACAAA